ACAAGAAUAAUACAAGAUGGAAGCGCACUUUAUAAUUUAAACAUACAUUGGAAUAUAUACAUGUGGUAUACGCAUAUUUUCAAAUAAAAAUUUAAUAAGGAGUUUUUUUUCUAUUCUCAAGAUGGUUCGUAAAAAAAUAGAUAAUCGCAUUCGUGUUUUAAUUGAAAAUGGUGUUAUUACGGGACAUAGAACAAUGUUUAUUGUUAUUGGUAAUAAAGCACGAGAUCAGGUUGUCCUGUUACAUCAUAUGUUAUCAAAGUCCGUUGUAAGAGCGAGACCUUCUGUUCUUUGGUGCUAUAAGAAAGACUUAGGUUUUAGUAGUCAUAGAAAAAAACGAAUGAAAUCUGUGCAGAAAAAGAUCAAAUCAGGAAAAUUGGAUGUGAAUGAAGAUGAUCCAUUUGAAUUAUUUGUAGUUUCUACUAAUAUAAGAUAUUGUUAUUAUCAUGAAACACAUAAAAUAUUGGGAAAUACAUAUGGCAUGUGUGUUUUACAAGAUUUUGAAGCAAUUACGCCUAAUUUAUUGGCAAGAACUAUUGAAACCAUUGAAGGAGGAGGAGUCAUUGUAUUUCUUUUACAAUCAGUAAACUCUCUAAAACAAUUAUACACCAUGAAUAUGGAUGUUCAUCAAAGAUUUCGUACAGAAGCACAUCAAGAUGUUGUUGGUCGAUUUAAUGAGAGAUUUUUAUUAUCUCUAGCUUCAUGCAAUAGAUGCUUAGUUGUUGAUGAUCAUUUAAAUGUAUUGCCAUUAUCAUCACACAACUUAAAGAUUGAACCUGCGCAAAAGCUAACUUCUUCUGAAAAAUUAUCAGAAUUAAAUGUAUUGAAAGAAAGUUUAAAAGAUACACAACCAGUUUCGUCUCUUGUUAAUUGUAGCAAAACUAUUGAUCAGGCAAAAGCACUUCUCAAAUUUAUUGAAUGCAUAUCAGAAAAAACAUUAAGGUCCACUGUUUCCUUAACUGCAGCUAGAGGUCGAGGAAAAUCUGCGGCAUUAGGUUUAGCUGUUGCUGCUGCCAUAGCAUUUGGUUAUUCAAAUAUUUAUAUUUCAAGUCCAAGUCCAGAAAAUUUGAAUACAUUAUUUGAAUUUGUUUUUAAAGGAUUUGACGCAUUAGGAUAUCAAGAACAUCUUGAUUAUGGUCUAGUACAAUCUACAAACCCUGAAUUUAAUAAAGCUACUGUACGAGUAAAUAUUUUUCGAGAUCACAGACAAACAAUUCAGUAUAUUCAUCCCACUGAUGCUCACAAAUUAAGUCAAGCUGAAUUACUUGUAAUUGAUGAAGCUGCAGCAAUUCCUCUCCCUUAUGUGAAAGCUAUGCUUGGUCCUUAUUUAAUAUUUCUUGCAUCGACAAUUAAUGGAUAUGAAGGAACAGGUAGAUCUUUAUCAUUAAAACUAUUACAACAACUAAGAAGUCAAACUACAAGCUCAAAUAGUCAUGAGAAACAACAAAAUGAAAAGAUUAUUAUUGGAAGACAAUUACAUGAAUUGACUUUAGAGGAAUCUAUUCGUUAUAAACCAGGAGAUCCUGUUGAACAAUGGUUGUGCGAUUUGUUAUGUUUAAAUGCUACAACAAAUACACCUAUAUUAUCUGGAUGUCCACCUCCUGAUAUGUGCCAAUUAUAUUACAUAAAUAGAAUAGUCCAAAUGAUUUACAAAUGAUGUCUGAUGCACCAGCGCAUCAUUUGUUUUGUCUUUUGGGUCCAAUAGAUUCAAACAAAAAAACGUUGCCUGAAGUAUUAGUAGUUAUUCAGAUCUGCUUAGAAGGUGAAGUAAGUAAAAAUACUAUAAACGACGGACUAGUUCGAGGACGUAGAGCAGCUGGUGAUCUUGUACCAUGGACUAUUGCACAACAAUAUCAAGAUCAAGAUUUUCCGGCGUUAGCUGGAGCACGCAUUGUCCGCAUCGCAACACAUCCCGAAUAUCAGGGAAUGGGAUAUGGUACUAAAGCAUUAGAAUUAUUAAAACAGUAUUACGAAAUGAAAAUACUGAAUAUUAACGAAGCAUCAUCAGAAAUAUGCACAACAGAAAUAUCAAAAGUUCAAAAUGAAGAAAUAAAUUUGUUAGAAGAAAGAAUAGAACCUCGUCCCUCUCUUCCACCACUUCUCUUAAAACUAAGCGAAAGGCGACCAGAAAGUUUAGAUUAUAUUGGUGUAUCUUUUGGCGUUACUGAACCACUUUUAAAAUUUUGGAAACGAGCUGGUUUUGUGCCAGUAUAUUUAAGGCAAACAACAAAUGAUAUUACAGGUGAAAACUCGUGCAUUAUGUUAUAUAAAAUAAAUUCUGAACAAGAUGUUACAUGGCUACAAGCAUACUGGAAUGAUUUUCGUAAACGAUUUAUAAAUCUAUUAUCUUUUUCAUUUAACACAUAUUCAUCUUCAUUGGCUUUAAGUAUAUUAAUUAACAAAACGGUUACAUUGGAAGUUACAACAUUGACAAAAGAUAUAUUGGAUAUUUAUUUUACAUCUUACGACCUAAAACGUUUAGCAAUGUAUAGUAAUAAUAUGGCAGAUUAUCAUUUAAUAAUGGAUUUAUUACCAUCUUUGGCACGUCUAUAUUUUUUAAAUAUGAUGGGUGAUACUAAUUUAUCAGCAGUUCAAUCGGCAAUUUUAUUAGGAUUAGGUUUGCAACAUAAAACUGUUGAUAAAUUAGCAGAAGAAUUAGAUUUACCACCAACACAAUUACUUGGUUUGUUCAAUCGUACUAUGCGUAAAUUUGUACAGUGCCUUAACAAAAUAACAGAGAAUUUUAUUGAAACAACCAUGAUGAAAAUGGAAACUAAUAAUGAAAAAGUGCAGUUAAAUCCCAUUAAUGGACAAAGUUUGCAUGACGAGUUAGAAUCUGCAGCUAAGGAAUUAAAAGCAAAACAAAAAGCUGAAUUGGAAAAAUUGAAAAGAGAAAACUUAGAACAAUAUGCAAUCAAAGGAACAGAAGCUGAUUGGAAUAAUGCACUUUCUGGGAAAAAAAGUAAGAAUCUUAUAUCUGUAAAAAGUGGAGAGAAAAGAGAAGGACAAGAUGAUAAUGUUUUGGAAAUUCCAAAGAAACAAUUUAAGAAAAAAAGAAGACAUUAGUCAAUGUAAACAUAAUUUAUAAAAUUUAAUAAACAGAUAAUUAGAUAGAAGAUAAUUAGAAAUAUGUUGUAUUAAUUUACUUUUAUCCUAUUUCACUAAACAAUCCAUUUUAGUUAAAAAAAGUAAUUAAAAAAUAUCUAUAUUAUGCAUAUAAUUACAAAACUCUAAUCAAAAAAAUUAUUAUCUACUAUAUAUUUUACACAUUGACAAAUUAAAUUUCUUUCGUGUUGAAUAGAUUUUGAAAGUAAUUUUUGUAAUAAUUGCGAUGUGUAUGAUUGUUUUCUCUUAAUUGUUAUUUUUUGUACUUUAUUCUUUGAAUUUUGAUUUAAUUUAGGCCGUUUAGAUUUAGAUGUUAUAGGAUUUGUAUUCAUUAACUGUAAAUUAUUCUGCACAACUAUUUCUUUCACUACAAAAUUAUAUAUGAAACAUACAUUAAAUAAUAACUUUUCUAUUAUAAAUAAUAUAAAUGUACUUACUUUCCUCGGAAGUAUUUCCAUAAUCUGCCACUAAAUUGGGUAUAUUACAAGUAACAAUAGUAGACUUUGGUAAUGUAUCUGUUUCUUCUUCAUCAGAAAUGCAAUUAAUAUUUUCCUCACAAUCAUUUUCAAUUUUACCUUUAAGUUGAUUUUCCACUUGCAAAUCUUCAUUUCUUAAGCUUAAUGUCCCAGAAAAUUUAUAUAAACCUCUAUAUUUCUCACUUUGUUCUAUAAAGUUAUUAGAUAUUUUAACAGUUUCUUUUUUUGUUGUCCUUUUGCGAUUAUUAAAACGUAUGAAUUUUUUUUUUCUCCGUUUAGUUGUCUCUUGCUUAAUUAUUUCUCCUCUUUGGAUCUUUUCCAUUUCUUCCGCUUUUCGCAAUUCAAUAUUACUUUUUGUAGGAUAUUUUCUACAAUGUAGCUCCAUUAUCCACUUUUCAAUCUCUUCUGGAGUUGAUACAUUUUUUAUUUUAUGGUACAAACCAGUACUAUGUUGCAUAGUAAUGUGCUUUUCAACUAGUAGUGGAUGAGCAGAGAAGGUACAUCCAUCAAUACCACAAAGUUUGUGUUCCCUUUUAUGUUCAGAAAGAGCAUCCUCGGAUGAAAAAUCUUUAUCACACAUUUCACAAUAAAAUGAUUCAUUAUCUUCUGAACUGGUAUAAUUUUCAUCUCUUUGAUCAUAUGGUUCUUCAUUACUUGGAUGAAAAAAAUACCUGUUCUGGAUGUUUUGCAAGAUAAUCAUUUUUAGCAUCUCUGAUCAUCCUUGUUACUUUAUUUCUUAAAUCCUUAAAUUCUUCCCAUUCUUUUGCAUCUUUAUUCUUUUUUGCUUUAGCAUACAGCUUAUUUUUCUUUUGUAUUUCACUUCGAAUUUCAUCAGUCAUCCAUGGCUUCUUUAGUUCUAAUUCUUCAAGUUUGCUGACUUUUUUCACAUUAUUCAGUGCUUUGCCUUUUGCAUUGCCAUUGCCAAUAGAAAAUCUUGGUCUCAUAUGAGAUAAUAUUUGAGGAGGUAAUGCUCUCCUGUGCCAAGGCCUCAUUAAUGGUCCUCUAGGUCCCACACCUCUUAAGCCCAUCGGCGGAACCAUAGGAGCCAUUCCUCUGACUCUUGGACCAAAUAGUGGCAUAGGUCCACUAGGUCGACUUACUCCUGGUCGUGGUGGUGGUGGUAAUCUUUGUCUUAUUGGUCCAAAAACAGGAUUCAUCGGAGGUGGUGGCAUUCUUGGUGGUAAACCAGGAGGUGGAAGUCUACCACCGAAUCUAGGAGGCGGUGGCGGUAUAAUAGCGGGUGUACGUAUAACUCUUGGCCCUAGCAGAGGUCCUCGAUUUAAUGGACUCAUUGUAAUUGUCUUCAAUUUGGAUCCUUUUCAACUACUUUUAUUAUUUUACGUAGCUGAUAAUUAAUAUAUUAUAACGUCGAAUGCGAAACGUUAUUUACGAGGUUAAGACUAACUUCACACACUGUUUAUACGCAAAAUAUGUAAUUAUAUUGUGGCGACACCACAGACAGAAACCUUUUGGUGACGGCCGCGGAAUGGCGCGGCACUCGAAAUAAAGACGUAACGUUAGAAAGAUGAAUAUAGGCAACCAGAAAGAAGAAAUGCCGAACGAACAACGUACAAGAUAUAAAUAUUUUAUUGUACUGUUAAAUCGUAUGAAUUUUAACAAAAUAUAUUUUCCAUUAAACAAAUACGAAUCUCUCCCUUAUCUUUACCGCGAGUACGACAACGAUUGAAAAACUUCCUUGUCGAUCAAUUUCGAUUUCAUAUAGUCGCGCGUGCCGAUGACUAUAAAUAGGUAUGGACAAUCCUAUGCCUGCUACCAGAAAUUCAUAAGCGGUUUCUCGCUAACAAUCGUUCUGCCACCAGUUACGUUAAAUAAUAUACGAUCUGGUCUUUUCUAUUCUAGUAUCUAACGUAGGGGCCUGCUAGGAAGCCUUGUUGACGAGUCUACUAGCUGGCCCCGAAACGAAACACGUUCCUUUACUUUUCAAUAGUUAUCGUCUUUCCUUCCUUACCGACCAAGCUCGUAAAUAUGUGUAUAAACCUCCACAAUAUGUUUUUAAUACUACCAAAUUCAACUUCGAUCGUAAAACCAAUCACAGUAUUACUUGCAAUUACAAAUAUCAUAUGAAUGCUACACUUCUACGCAAAUAAACCUUUUAUACUGCAAAUAACAAUCACUUUGCUCGCAGCAGUCACGAAUAAGAAAC
This is a messenger RNA of Heterotrigona itama, 5742 nucleotides long. The record is from the annotation of a GenBank genome assembly. Lineage: Eukaryota; Metazoa; Arthropoda; Insecta; Hymenoptera; Apidae.